Molecule: messenger RNA, 3147 nt
Organism: Capronia coronata CBS 617.96
Lineage: Eukaryota; Fungi; Ascomycota; Eurotiomycetes; Chaetothyriales; Herpotrichiellaceae
Exons: 1
Coding region: 1-3147 (1048 amino acids)
Molecular function (GO): protein binding
Source: RefSeq, a predicted model, not a curated record
AUGGACCGUGACCAUAAAACCCAGAUUCCACAUGCCGCCCGUGGUUCCAUUCCACGCCUGUCACGGCUUCCUAUGCCACGUGCGGUCGCCUCCGUCGACAACUUGAGGCUGAACGUCCGGACACCAGCAACUGCAACCAGUCACCAAGAUGACCUGCGCAAGACUUCGCAUCUCCCUCGUCCUGCGGGUCCCAAGGAUCCCCUCCGCGAGACAAUAAACUAUUCAAUCCGCUCGCGUUACGGAUGGAGCGACAAUGCCGCCAAAGAGAGAAGCAUAUCUCCUGUGAGAGACGCCCUGCGCGACGCACAAACUACCACCCUCGAGACCACGCCGCCGAGUUCCGAUUCCAGUCUCCCUGCCAUUGAGAAUGGCAAUGAAAACCCUGUCAUUGGGGAAAUGGUUGGUGGCGUACAAGAGCAUAAGGCCAAGCGAAGACCGCGACCUUCCUUAUCCGAGCGGACUAUUGAAACACUCUCGCAGGUUUCCCCAUGUCCUUCACCUCAAGCAAGGUCGGGUCUUUUUGCCAAUGAUGGCAAGAUGUUUCCACCAUUGCGUCCAGCGUCGAGUAUGAGGGAUUCUCGACCAACAAGCCCGGUAGUCUCGCGUUCAGAAUCGCCGUCGAGACCACCAUUCCGGCCCCCAGGGAGGUUGUCACCGACCAAAGACAUGGUGGCUCUGCCCCCAGUGAUGUCCUCUGAUGAUGUCUACACCCCGCCUAGAGCUUUCGUGAAAGGGCAGCGCUCAGGUAUCGCGAAGUCCCUUCGGUUACCAACAAAGUCUACUAGCAACGCUCUCCAACCACAGUCACAGGAUGCAACCGCCGACCUCCCAUUCAAAGGGGCGGCCCAGACGAUGAAAGCCAAACCCUACUAUGGCAAGAAAAAUUUUCCCUCUAAUAAUGCAACGGCGAAACCGUCACUAUCAUCCAUUUUUCAGGAUCCUGCGUCCGACAGAUCAUACGACAGCAGCCUUGCAGUGUCUACCACCGACAAGCGCCAUGUUCUUCCCAAGCCAGGCUUGGGAGGCCAGAAUGUAACAACCCCCGUAGUAUCCCCUUCGGCACGUGGAAAGUCGCGAAGGCCCCCCACGGCUUCCAAGCUGGAUCAGAAGCAUACCUCGGUGGCAGACUCCCGCACAGCAUCAGGCUCACCAAAUUCGUCGGCAGCCUUGCGGGAGGCAGUCGCCAAAGCCAAGGCCGCGAGAAGAAAGGGCAUGAGUGACGCUGUAUCCACACAUGCACAAUCUUCAGGUACUACUACCUUUGCAGCAGCAUACAGCGAGGCCGGAAUAGCGACAGCUGAUGACAACAAAGGUCGACUGAAAAGGCACAUUGAGCAAGCGGUGAGCAUUGGCCACUUGAACAUCGCGGGCUUGAAAUUGCCACGAGUACCUGCAGAAGUUAUGAAAAUGUACGAAUCGGACAGCAGCAGGAUCAAUUGGGCUGAGAUGGUGGAUCUGGUCAAACUGAACGCUGCGGAUAACGAAAUUGAGGAAUUAGAGGGUCACAUCUUCCCGGACUACACGGUCUCUGAUUUGGCCGACAAUGAUGAGAAGACUAAUAUAUUCGGCGGGCUCGAGCUCAUCGAUCUACGCAGGAAUAGCCUUCGUCAACUUCCUGUUGGCCUGCGACGGCUGGAAAGGCUGCAAAUCCUCGAGCUGACCAACAAUAGGCUCACAAACGAAGCCAUUGACAUUGCCUGUCAGAUUCCUCAGCUGAGGGAGCUCAUGAUCGGCGGAAAUCUCAUCAAUGGAUCGUUCAGUUUCAGCGGCGACCAUUUCGAACAGCUUCAGAUCCUUGAUCUGCACGACAACCAACUGGAGCGAUUUGAUGUAGAUGCAUUGUCUCAACUACGAGCUCUCAAGGUUCUUAAUGCUGCCGGCAACCAGCUGACGGAGCUCCCCUGGGAGACUCUAUCGACCUUGCCGCUCACAGAACUGAACGUGUCGAAGAAUUGUUUAUCUGGCACACUUUUCCGCAGGACCUCGUCUUUGCACACGUUGCGCCGGUUGGAUGUUUCUUACAACGACCUUGGGUUGGUUUUCGAAGGCGAGCUGGACCUUCCGGAUCUCCGUUCACUUUUGUUGGACGGCAACAGAAUAGCCGAGCUGCCAGACUUCACGAACUGCAGGCAAUUACAAACACUGGGAGCCGCCGAAAACCAGUUGGAGGACAUUCCCCCAACAUUUGUGUCCUUGGAGUCUCUGAAAAGUGCAGAUUUUGGGCACAAUAAUAUCCGACUCAUCAACCCCGAAGUGGCCAACAUGAAAAAUCUCUCGAGUCUCAACCUGGCGGGCAACCCUAUCCGGGAAAAGAAGUAUCUUAAAAUGAGCGCAACGGAGCUCAAGAUGGAUCUGGAGAAGAGACUGACUACGCCCCAGGUUGGGACACAGCCCCGGGGCCCAGAGAGUCACCAAGGACCCGAUGACAAUCAUGGCUACCACUAUAAACCAUCCAAUGGGAUCCUGGACUUGUCCUCACGGGGUCUGGCGACGAUCUCCCCUGAAGAGAUCGAUCUGAAUGACUCAGAUGUGGCAAUACAUACCGUGAAGCUCUCUAACAAUGAGCUGUCCGGAUUUCCCUCCACACUUCUUUCUCACCCGGCCUUAAAAUACUCCGUGCGGUCGCUGGAUCUCAGCCACAACCCUCUUUUCCAUCCGACCGACUAUCUCAGCUCUGAGCUUUUCCUUCCGAACCUCAAAUCUUUGUAUAUCGUGAGCACUGGCCUCACCUCGCUCGAUGCGCUGACAACGCAUCUGAAAGCGCCAGCCUUGACAGAGUUGAAUAUCUCGUGCCACCGACUAAGCGGCAGAGUGCCCUGGGUACGUGCGUGGUGGCCUAGUUGCCACACAUUGCUUGCAACGGACAACUGGUUCACCACUGUUGAGGUCGAAGGAGUACGAGGCCUGCAGGUUCUGGACAUUCGAAACAACGAAAUUGACAGCCUCCCACCAAAGAUCGGAUUGUUUGGAAAUCACCCUGGUGCCCCCAAAGCACCCGACAGACUAAGAGUGCUGGAAGUCAGCGGCAACAAGUUCCGUGUCCCGAGACUAGCAGUCCUUGAAAAAGGGACCGAAGCAGUGCUCCAGGAUUUAAGAAGGAUGGUGCCCGAACAAGAGAUGCCCGAGGAAUGGAAAGACGCUGUCUAA